AUGGAAAGAGCAAAUGGUGACAUCAAUGACAUGCUGGUUGCAUGGAUGAGAGACAACAACACCACGGAUUGGAGCAUUGGAAUCAAGUUUGUCCAGUUCCAGAAGAAUUCCAGCUUGCAUGCAGAGGCCAAAGUGGGCCUGACAUCAUCCUCGCUGCCUGAUGAGGUAAUUCAAAGGAUACAGUGUGAGGAUGAUCUGUUAGCUGUACUCACCACCGGUCAAAAAGGAGAGGAACCAGGGCCUGUUCCCAGUGCUGAAUCAGCCGAAGUUCACUUUGAUACGGAACGUCCCAGUCCUCCUUCAGUAAUCCCCAACACCCCAGUACCUGUCCGACUUGUAUCAACUGAGGUUCACGUUGAUGCGGAGCGUGGCCAUCAUCCUUCAGUAGACCCAAACCAUCCGGUACCUUGUUGUUCUCAAACAGCUGAGGUUGCCAUCGAUGCUGAGCGUGGCUGUCAUCAGUCAAUAGUCUCUAGCACCCAGAAAGAGAUCAGCCCUGCUGCUAAACGCGUGGUCAAACGGAGUCGAAUUAACCUUGCAGCCAGCGAACCACUUGAUAAUGCUGCUGUCCCUAUUCCACUGGUAGAUAGGGGUCGAGGUGAUCCUCGGAACAUUCUCGGUGUCGUCUUGGAUCGUGACCAAAAUGACAUGUACACCAUUGGAGUCAAGGCAGGAGUUCUGAAAGCCAAGCUGUCACGCAACCAGUUUGAUUUACGCCCUCAGCGCCUUCUGGGAGAGGACUCCAUCAAUCGCGACAGGGUGGUAUCUCUGCAAGAAGCCACUACCUUUGAAUCGAACUGUGGUGGACAGGGUUUUGUCAAAUGCAACUGCGCAGGACCCUAA
Molecule: messenger RNA, 843 nt
Organism: Penaeus monodon (black tiger shrimp)
Lineage: Eukaryota; Metazoa; Arthropoda; Malacostraca; Decapoda; Penaeidae
Exons: 3
Coding region: 1-843 (280 amino acids)
Source: RefSeq, a predicted model, not a curated record